UCAUCUCUCAGGACUCCAGAAGAUCGAACAAUCGCCAUCGGAGAUGUCAUAAAAGGCCUAGGAGAACUCAUUCCUGGUAUACGAAAUGAGCUCGAGAUAAAGUGACAUACAAUUGUCCAUGGGAGAAAAGGAUCAGGGAGGUAGACUCCAACAUUUGGUAUUGUUUGCCAUGUGCCUUCUUUAUAGUCUGAUACGAAAUUGCUUCCUCUUGAACCUAAAAGGUAACAUUUCAUCAUCUGAUUGGCACAACGGUAUUCGAGGCAGAAAGACUCUUUCCAGGAUGUUGCCUCAACACGAUUUUAACAUUUAUAAAUUUUUCUGGAACCACGUACUACCAACAUUGUUCCGUUACACAAACCAUUAGUUGGAUCCAGGUGCUGUAGCAAGAUCAUGAGACAAUCGACCUCCAGCUUGAGCACAUGCAGAGGCAAGCCAUUGGACGUGAGCGAAUUCAAAUAUUUAGAAUGAUAAUUGACUAUUUUUUGUGAGGAUCAUCCUCUGCUUGAUCAAAACUAUGACAUAUCAUUUCAUCAUUAGGAACAAUCAACUUUGUGUUAUCCUAUCAGCAUACGCAUAUUGUGUUGAUAGAAUAGCCUGAGAAGUAAUGUAAUCAGAUUGGAGAUGUUUGCAGUUAACAUUGGAAAAAUAUGAUUGAUGAGAUCACAAGUAUAGAAUCCACGCCGGUGUACGACACACAAAUCUCGCCAACAGCACCUUCGGUGCCCCCAUCUCCAGCGGGGGAAUUGCCACAGCCACCGCUGGCGGACCUCUACCUGCAGGGCAGAUUGCCCAUCACCACCUCCCCCUCACUUUCCUGCCUUCGCCACCUACCUGCCGUCACAACACAACCAUGCGCCGACUCCUGCCAACCACCACCAGCCGCCAUCCCCUUUUUACCACCUCUAGCCAUCCUUACUUGCCGCAGCUACACCCUAACAUCAAUCUGGGUCAGUUCGUACAGCUCAAAUCCUACCCAAAUCCCUUACCAUCAGCAACAGCCGCAGAUCGUCACCGCCUUCACGCCUCCACAUGCCAACCGAUUUGGCACGUCUUUAUGGCAGUGCCGCCUUUACAUCUUUUGUAUGGAUCCACGCGGCCCAUCACCUCCUUUCUACCCCUGCCUAACCAUCACCGUGGCUCAGGUUUGGGUUCCGGCGUGCUUCCACAAGCGGCACUGCCAUAAAGACGUACCCCUGCCUAACCAUCACCUCUUUUCUAUGGAUCCACCCGUCCCAUCACCUCCUUUCCACCCCUGCCUAACCAUCACCGUGGAUCAGGUUUGGGUUCCGGCAUGCCCCGCUUCCACAAGCUCGACUUCCCAACAUAUGAUGGCUUGGUCGAUCCUCUUGGUUGGCUCAAUAGGUGCGAGCAGUUUUUUCGUGGACAAUGCACAGACGAGGCAGACAAGGUUUGGACUGGGGCCUACAGUCUCACCAAUGACUCUCAAUUCUGGUACUUACGAGCUUGAUUUUGGCAUGCCGACAUGGGAGCAGUUCAAGGAGGCUUGCCACGUUCAGUUUGGGCCGUCACUUUGCGCAAAUCCCAUAGGGCAAGUUGGCGUGUCUGUCGUUCACUUCCUUGGUCGCAGAUUACACCAGCAGGUUUCUAGCGCUCAUGUGCCGCAAUAAUGAGCCAUUAGUACCGUUCCAACAAUGGUUUCUGUACACAGCAGGGCUGCCUGAGGGUCUUUGCAUUGACGUUAAGCUUCAAUGACCAUCUGACCUCUACACCGCCAUCUCCUUUGCCAAGGCCUAUGAGCAGCGGCAUUUCCCUCCAGCAACGUCACCAUACCAGCCUUCUGGGCCUACAGGGCACUUGUGCCCCUCCAAUUCUCCUGCGGUCAACACAGCUAAAAUACCAUCCCCGCCAGCACCACUAGCACCUAUUCUGCAGUUGACCACUCCAGAGCCAACCCCGUCACAACAGGUUUGGCGUCUCACUCCAGCUGGGUUGGCAGAACGUCAUCGCCAGGGCCUUUGAUUCAACUGCGACGAGAUUGAGGCCCUGUUUAUUUAAAAAGUCCUAGGACUAUUUUUAGUCCCAACUAAAAAGUCCCUAGUCCCUACCCGUUUCUUUCCAGGGACUAAACA
Messenger RNA from Hordeum vulgare subsp. vulgare (domesticated barley), 2090 nucleotides. RefSeq names its product nudix hydrolase 20, chloroplastic-like. NCBI's taxonomy places the organism in Eukaryota, Viridiplantae, Streptophyta, Magnoliopsida, Poales, Poaceae. The transcript is spliced from 2 exons. Gene Ontology annotation, molecular function: 8-oxo-dGDP phosphatase activity. Bases 648 to 1628 code for a protein of 326 amino acids. The record is from RefSeq and is a predicted model, not a curated record.